Messenger RNA from Protopolystoma xenopodis, 672 nucleotides. Lineage: Eukaryota; Metazoa; Platyhelminthes; Monogenea; Polystomatidea; Polystomatidae. The record is from the annotation of a GenBank genome assembly.
UUUAAGAACUUGGCUGCCGGCAAGGCCCAGUCAGACGAGGCACAGCUGUUCGUCUAUACGCCAUACGAGGUUCAGCUAUGUGGCCCUAAGCCUCCAGAUGAAUUACAUACGCGGUGGCCAGACUUGGUGAGUGUCUACACUCAGGCUGUCAUAAGCCAAUUGGUCAUGGAUGAUGACGGUGAGGACGCCGACGACGGAGCUGCUGCAGAUGACGGUUGUGAUGGCGAUACCAGUUAUCAUGUUGGUGGAGGAAAAUUGCCUGUGGCUCUGAUUGACCACAAUUUAGACCCAGGAGGAGAUGAUGCACGAGCCAUGGAUCGGCAACUCGAAGGACAGUCUAGGACUGAAUCUCCUGAACAGGUCCAUAUCAGGCCAGAGCUUCUCCCUAUGGGACUUGAUGAAGACAUCCCAGGCCAACCGACUGAAAUGUCUAUUGAUACGUUGGCGGGCGAAAGUCAGCCUGAUUCCAGUGGGACGGAGGCUAUUCACGAGACGGAGGUAGAUAUGGAUCCCCAGUCGGGUCCAAGAAAGCCAAUUUCAGGCAUGUCUUACUUGCUUUCCAAAGGCGCUUGUGGCAUCUCGCAUACUACCUUUCUCGGCCGAUGCCUUGAGGAAGGCAGGAAUGGACUUUUUAUUCUGGACGACGAGGAUUCGGUCUCUAUAUUUGUCUGA